AUGUGGCCCAUGGGAGCGGCCUGGUUGGUUCAGCACAUGGUCGACCACUAUCGAUUCACGGGUGACAAGAGUUUUCUCUCCACUAUCGCCUAUCCGUGUCUCAUCGAUGUCGCCACGUUCUAUGAAUGCUACACUUUCGAGCAUGAAGGUCGGAGAGUCACAGGCCCUUCUCUCUCACCUGAAAAUAACUUCAUUGUGCCGGGUAACUUCAGUGUUGCGGGGCGCGCCGAACCUAUGGACAUCGACAUCCCGAUGGAUAAUCAGCUUAUGCACGAUGUUUUCAGUGCCAUCAUAGAAGCUGCGAAAAUCCUCGAGAUACCUGACUCAAAUCCUGACCUCAUAAAAGCCAAAGAGUUUCUUCGGCUGAUCAAGCCUGCUCAAGUUGGCUCUCAAGGUCAAAUUCUAGAAUGGCGCUAUGAGUACAAAGAGAAAGAUGCUGCGCACAGACGCAUUUCACCGUUAUAUGCCCUGCACCCAGGAAAGCAAUUCUCACCCCUAGUUAAUAGCACACUUAGCAAAGCAGCUGAGAUACUCUUGGACCGUGGCAGGGCAGCUGGCUCGGGGAGCACAGGUUGGAGCCGGACCUGGAUGACCAACAUGUAUGCAAGAGCUUUCCGUGGUGCCGAUGCUUGGAAGGAAGUUAAGGGCUGGUUUGCCAAUUUUCCCACGGCGAACCUCUGGAAUACAGACAAUGGAAAGACUUUCCAGAUCGACGGAAACUUCGGAUUUACCAGUGGGGUCACCGAGAUGCUUCUCCAGAGCCACGCGGACGUCGUACAUAUUCUUCUCGCAUUGCCAGCUGAAGCUAUACCAAAUGGCAAGGCGACAGAUUUGGUCGCACGAGGAAAUUUCGUAGUUGAUAUUGAGUGGGAAGACGGAGCGUUGAAAGGCGCGACUGUGACAGCAAGAAAUGGUGGGGAGCUAAGGCUUCGUGUUGGAAAUGGCGAGGCGUUCUUGGUAGAUGAUGAGGUUUGGUCUGGUUUUGUUCAAACGGCUACAGGGGACAGAGUCAAGAUCACCCCGGCCAUCAAACCAGAGCGGUAA
Molecule: messenger RNA, 1044 nt
Organism: Colletotrichum spaethianum
Lineage: Eukaryota; Fungi; Ascomycota; Sordariomycetes; Glomerellales; Glomerellaceae
Product: alpha-L-fucosidase 2
Exons: 1
Coding region: 1-1044 (347 amino acids)
Biological process (GO): carbohydrate metabolic process
Molecular function (GO): alpha-L-fucosidase activity
Source: RefSeq, a predicted model, not a curated record